AUGCUUGCGAACACGAAUGGGAAAAGGAUACGCUUCAUGGACUCGUGUGCCCGCGGUGCGAAAGCGAAGCAACAGAAAUCGUUCAUUUCCCUAGAGAACGACCCUCGCGACUUCCACGAUGCCCCAUCGCCUCUCUCCUCCGGCGACGGUCCCCGUGGGCCCCGCAGGGCAGACUCCGACUCCGACCCCGACGAAGCUGAUAUUGAGGAACACUUGCACCAAGGCCCCCAUGGAUUUAAUAUUCAUCGAUCCACGUGGGGUAAUCCUCACGGAGAUGAACAAGGCGGGCGCCAGCCGCCUGAUCCCGCCAACGGGGACCAGGUGAUAGGCCGCUUCCUCGAGCUUCUGAGCACAUUUGGACACGGAGCACAAGGCGGGCCAGACUUUGACCAUGAUCACCCGCAAAGGCCUCCCCAACCAUUCGGCAGCAGUCCGUUUGGCGGUUCUGGAAACGUGCGGACGUUCACUACUAGGCGAGGGAACGGUUUCACAAGCUUCACAAUCGCUACCGGACCGAUCCAUGUUCAAGGCGGUGGUCGGGCUCGAGCAUUUGGACGCCCGUCCGAAGACCAGGCGCAGGGGCAGGGUCAUGAUGAUUUUCAGUCAGUCUUCAGCAACAUUCUCACCGGCGCCGGUCCACCACAACAGCCGCAUGGUGAAGACAUGCCCGGACAAGGCCCACGGCCCCGCGCCGCCGGUGCCCAGAACCUUGCUGCGAGUCUGCAUCAAAUCUUGAAUAUGUUGGCACCAGGAAAUGGUCAAUUUGGCGAUGCGGUCUACACGCAAGAAGCUCUCGACCGGAUCAUUUCCAACAUGAUGGAGACGAAUCCGCAGUCAAACGCCGCGCCGCCAGCCUCAGAGGACGCCAUCGGCAAAUUGCAACGCAAGGCAGUGGAUGACGAGAUGCUGGGCCCCGAAGGCAUGGCCGAGUGUACCAUUUGCAUCGAUGAGCUGAAGAAGGGUGAGGAAGUGGUAUACCUGCCUUGCAAGCACUGGUUCCAUGACACGUGCGUUGUGAUGUGGCUCAAGGAGCACAACACUUGUCCCAUUUGUCGAACACCGAUUGAGGAGAGGACCGAAAGCGCGAGCGGUGGUCAGCAAGGUGAUGGAGGGGAGGGGAGCGGCAGACCGGCACCCGGACCAUCGAACUCAGCGCCACCCGGUGGUGGACAACCUCCCCCGUUUUUCGGAUUCGGCAUGCCAAGUCCCCACGGCGAUGGCGCUCCUCCCCCCAACAGCACAGGCGGCUGGGGCUAUGCUGCUCCGCCGCAACCGCCUCACCCGUCGACGCGGCCUGUACAUACACGGCAAUUCCACUGGUCCUUCCAGUUACCACAGAAUGGGCCAGCGGGCAACACGAGGGGCGAGGGCAGCUCCCGCAGCCCUCGGGGAUAUGACAUCUUCCCACCGAGACCGUACGACUCACAGUCUUCGUCUCGACAGUCGUCUCAGAGGCGGCACUCGAUGUCUCCACCAGCAACGAACACGGGCUCUCGCACUAGGCAACGAAGCCCAACACCGAGCAGCUGGAAUCGGGGACACCAGCAGGCAGGGACAGGCCAAGCACAGAACCAGACUCAAUCACAGGGUGGUCCGCUUAGUUGGCUGAGGAAUCGCCUGUCCAGGUCUGGUCCGAGUGACGGGCCGCCCCCGGAUGGACCAGGACGAGAUGUAUUGGCAGAUCUGGUGGUGAGCCAGGUCGGAGAGAGAGUGGCCAAGGUGAAAUGCUACCAAGAUGUGGUGGGGUCUGCUAAACGGUCUGUGCCAGGACCCCGCGGUUUCCCCCACCAAAUCAAGCAUGUCGCCGUAGGCUUGGAAAAGGGCAUCGAGUGGGGCGCACCCGAUCGCUCCGCGGAGCGACAGCACAACAAAGCAUGGCAAGCAUGGCAUCAGCGUGGGUGGACAUGUGCCGCUGCAACGAGACAACGCCAUUCCGUGGCGAGGUGUGCUCACUGGCCCCGUCAAUGGAGGGUUCCCCCACCGGCUGCUGAUGAGAAGAGGUCGAGCGCCAUUCUUCCUUCCUUCCUCCCUCCCCUGUAG
This is a messenger RNA of Verticillium dahliae VdLs.17, 2040 nucleotides long. RefSeq names its product RING finger protein. Gene Ontology annotation, molecular function: ubiquitin protein ligase activity. The transcript is spliced from 4 exons. Lineage: Eukaryota; Fungi; Ascomycota; Sordariomycetes; Glomerellales; Plectosphaerellaceae. Gene Ontology annotation, cellular component: cytoplasm. The coding region runs from base 1 to 2040 and encodes 679 amino acids. The record is from RefSeq and is a predicted model, not a curated record. Gene Ontology annotation, biological process: ubiquitin-dependent protein catabolic process.